AUGGCUCAAGAUCAACACCCUGCCAUGCUCACCUUGUUGCAAACGCUCGAAACUGGAGAUGCAAAAGUCGACCGAGACUUGCGAUUGCUGUGCAACAAGGAUUGGUCUUCCACCUCGUUGGGCCCAAUGUCCUCAUGGCCUCAGGAUUUAUUGACCCUCAUCUAUAUGGCUAUGCUAUCCCCACAGCCUCAACUAUUCUUUCUGGGUAGCGAGCAACUAUUCGUGUACAACACUGCGUACGGUUCUGUGCUUCGCGACCAUCAUCCUGCAUAUUUUGGGAAGCCUUUCUCGUCGCUGGAUCGUCUACAACUGCAGAAUCGUGCACUCAACCAAAUCGUCAAGGAUGCUACCGAAGGAAAUUCUCCUGCGAUACAAACAGACAAGCUUCUUUUCCUCGACAACGGCGGUGACAUGGAAGAAGUUUUCGUGACGGGAACCAUGGUCAAACUUCCACCGCAUUUGCCCGGAUACCUGUCAACUCUCCAUGACACAACGCUCGCAGUGGUCACAAGAAGAAGGAAUGAAUUUCUUGUCGCACUGAAGAGUUCAUGCGACUCAGCGAGCGAUCUACCAGCACUUUUGCAAUCUGUUCUACAAAGUUUAAUUUCAUCAGAAAUUGACUUUCCAUUUGCAGUAGCGUAUAUGGUUCAAGAUCAGCCGAUCGGGGAGAAUGUGCUUGACAGUCCGCGACGCGAUGAAGGCGAAGUCAGCUUGCGCCUGGUAGGCAGCGUGGGAGAUUUCGACAGCCCUUUACCAGAGCUGCUAGACCUUGAGUCACUGGACGAUACAUUGACACAGCGCAUGCGAAAAUCGAUAACGUCCCGAGAAGCUGUUAAAAUUCAUGCCACGGAGGAUGCCAUGUUGGCGAACUGGUGUCAGGCGUCGCGGAAUCGUGGCUAUGGCGUUAGUUGCAAAGAGGCGAUCAUUUUCCCAACAAGCUAUACGGCUUUUCACGGUGUCAAAGCUCUCUUAGUAGUCGGCGUAGCACCACGCAGACCCUUCGACGACUCAUAUCAGACCUGGAUUCGGGAGGUGCANAAAUGUAUAGCAGAUUAUGCUUUCAAAAUAGCAGGCGCCGAGGCGAAAGAGGCAGAAAAGCAAAAGGCACUUGAUCGAGCGCGGGAGGUCGCCGAGAUCAACGAUAGAGAGCUCCGACUCCGGGAAGAGGAGACUAAGAUAGCUAACACAAAGAUGACGAGUGUGUUAGCGAUUGCAGAAACAAUAGACGUAGGGUUCUUCGACUAUUUACCUACAGGAGAACUCAUUUCAGGCAACAACGCGUUUUAUGAGCUGAGUGGUUACCCAAGAGACCCGACGCUGAACAGGCAAUACACCUUUCUGGACUACUGCAUGCCAGAAGACGCCGAAAUGGUUUAUGAAAAGUGGAACUGGCUUAUGACGGGCAAGCCGGUCACGUUCGAAAUGCGCUGGAAGAACAACACACCGACGGGACAGUGGGUGGUAGCCGCUUGCACGCCAGUUUUCGAUGAUUCUGGCAAUAUCAUCAGCAUUGCCGGCUGUACAACAGAUAUCGCAGCACAAAAGCUUGCUGAGGAGAACGCAUCUAAGAAAGCAGAGGCCCUGGAACAAGUGAGACUCAGUCAAGCACGCUUACUACAGUUCACAGACAACGCUCCUAUUGGUAUCGUGAUUCGAGGAUCUUCAGAUGAACCUUUGUACGUCAACAAUAGUUGGUUCGACAUCACUGGUCAUCCCAAAAUCUCAUCCCCGGACAUCGAUGUCAUUCAGUCUGUUUGUUAUCCCGAUGAUAUCUCGUUGAUCAUCGCGAAACGUGAAGAGGCUAUCGAGCACAAAAAAGCUGUUGAUUUCAGGGCUCGACUCAAGAAGACGUGGUCCAGCGUUGACGGCUCAUUCCGAGGUCAAGCAUGGGUCUCCAUCAUAUUCUUCCCAGAAUUCAGCGAUGACGGUAUCCUGAGCCGCGUGAUGUCGACGUGGACUGACAUAUCACAUUCUCAAUUCUCGGAGGAAAUGCAGCGCAAACGACUGGAAGAAGCUAUUGAAGCUAAAAGAAGAACUGAAGCGUUCAUUGAUAUCACCAGCCAUGAGAUCCGAAAUCCGCUUGGAGCCACAGUGCAUUGUGCCGAUCUUCUGAAAGAAUCCUUGUUCGAGAUGAGACAGCUCAUCGAUACGCUGGAGAAAGUUGAGAAAGAUGACAGUACUUGUCAGAAAACAAAAGCCCAAUUAGAGGAGCAUCUAAGAAGUGGGACCGAGGCAGUCGACACCAUUAUUUCCUGCUCAAUGCAUCAGAAGAGGGUCACCGAUGAUAUCCUCUCCUUGAGUAAACUUGACUCUAAUCUUCUUCAAGUGGCUCCAACUGCGGUCCGUGCCACCGAGAUGUUGAACAGCGUGGCGAAUAUCUUCGCUGUGGAAGCCGAACGCGUGGGAGUCAAGCUUCGAACUCAACUGGACAAAUCACUGAGCGAACUCAACAUUGACUGGGUCAUUGCAGACUCGGGUCGAAUCAGUCAAGUUCUGGUAAACCUAACCACAAACGCUCUUAAAUUUACAAAAACAUCCAAAAAUGAGCGUACAGUUGUCGUUUGUCUUGGCGCAUCCAAAGAACGACCCACCAAUCUGUCGGUAACCUAUGUUACUACUGAGAGCUCAGAAGCUCAAGUGCAAGCAAAGCCCACAGCUGACGCGACUUUCUAUCUCUGGUUCUCAGUGACCGAUAGCGGCUGCGGUAUGAGCGAGGAGGAGCAGAAACGCAUGUUCAACCGUUUCUCUCAAGCUUCGCCGAAGACUUAUACUCAAUACGGCGGUUCUGGACUCGGGUUAUUCAUCAGUAAGAGGCUAGUGGAGCUUCAGGGCGGACGGAUCGGUUUAGCAUCACAAGUCGAUGUCGGCUCCAGGUUCGCUUUCUACGUUCCAGCAACAGAAGACCUAAAAUCUACGGAUAAAUUGCGGCCUGAUAUGGCAAUACGCCAAAAGUCUCAAACUCGUAUCUCGACAGCAGUCAAUGGAGCAAAUUCGAGUCAGCAGUCGUCGAAUUACUCGGUCCUGGUGGUCGAGGAUAAUCUGGUCAAUCAGAAAGUUCUUCAAAAACAUCUCACCAGACUCGGAUACAAGGUGCAAGUUUCAAAUCAUGGACAGGAAGCCCUGGACUACCUUACGACGACAAGCAUCUGGAAGCAAGACAGCCAUGAUCCUACCGAGACGUUAGCAGACGUAGAUGUGGUUCUCAUGGACAUAGAGAUGCCUGUCAUGGAUGGCUUGACCUGCUCUAGACGUAUUCGUGACUUGCAGGCUUCUGGUGAUAUUGUCAGACACAUUCCGAUCAUCGCUGUCUCUGCAAAUGCGCGAACUGAGCAGACGAAACAAGCCUACGAUGCAGGAGUAGAUGGUUUCAUCGUCAAGCCAUUCCGCAUACCGGAGCUGACGUCUGUGAUCAAGAGCCUGAUUAACAUUGAGGAUCACGCCGCAAGCGUGCCGACAUAG
Messenger RNA from Aureobasidium musti, 3459 nucleotides. The record is from the annotation of a GenBank genome assembly. NCBI's taxonomy places the organism in Eukaryota, Fungi, Ascomycota, Dothideomycetes, Dothideales, Saccotheciaceae.